Molecule: messenger RNA, 1110 nt
Organism: Acanthosepion pharaonis
Lineage: Eukaryota; Metazoa; Mollusca; Cephalopoda; Sepiida; Sepiidae
Source: the annotation of a GenBank genome assembly
AUGGUCGAUGGUCCAUGCGGUCCAGGCUACGAGGCCAGCCCUUGCUGUCAAAACGGUGCACCGUUCUCUAAGGGGUUUCCUAAGACAUUUGGUGAUGAGACGCAAACCGACCAGGGGCGGGCGAACGAUGCAAUUUGGGGCACUGUGCGGGCACCGUACUUCAUGUCGGAAGACAUUUUGUACACGGCACAGCAGCAAUGUCCGUCAGCCAAGUUGGGCUACACGAACCUUAAUUACAACAGGGAGUUCAUUCAGGUUGAAGAUAUUGUCCUUGAAAUGGGUGGAGCUGCGCUAACUACUUACGGUUUACCUCCACCAGUGCGAGAUGGCACCGCCGAUUUAUCACCAGAAAUACUGCGCGAAUCGUCUUAUUGCACUGCUGACCUCGACCAAUAUCGCGGUGGCAUCUUCUUCCUAGACGCACCCGAUGGCACCGGGAUAACGUUCAUUACAGAAAUGAGGCGGCACGGAGACCAUCCGGGAUUGCAGCCACAUUGCUUCCAGUCGGACGGACGGCGCACUCUGUUUUUAGACUUCCGUGACUUUGGACAAGCCCUGCCUGUCAUUCCUAAAAAGACUAGGGCCAAGGCUGUCCCUGCGUGCCUUAAGUCGUCCAAUCUCUGCGCCCAUGUCCAGUCAUUGCACCUGACCACCAACAUGCUCGCUCAUACUACUGGAGACAACGGGUCCGCUGAUUUUUCAAGGGGCCCUCUAGCUUUCGGGGAGGGCCGAACGCCUUCAGACGCAGAACACUACAUUAACGUGGGAACACUGUGUUCAGUUGUUGACACCCAUCAACAGCUCAGAGAUGCCGUCUUUCCGCAUCUUACUGCCAAUUACAAUGACCUUGACUGGCUCUCUCAUACAGCCACGUCCGUGAUAUUUGUCUCCCAUUGUUACUACACCGCGCCAGAUAAACACUUCCUUCCACCUGCCCUCGGCGUAUUCGCAUUGCUGCUUGAUUUUUCUGUCAAACCCUCCCGUCUACUGCCACUUUCAUCUCCAUUACACCACGACCAUCUACGCUGUGAACGCAUCAAUAACUGUGUUAAGCGCCCCCCAGUCAAAUGCAUCGCUGAUGCUGCAUUCAUUCCCAACAUUUUUGAAUAG